Molecule: messenger RNA, 2515 nt
Organism: Toxorhynchites rutilus septentrionalis
Lineage: Eukaryota; Metazoa; Arthropoda; Insecta; Diptera; Culicidae
Product: zinc finger matrin-type protein 5
Exons: 4
Coding region: 1809-2426 (205 amino acids)
Cellular component (GO): nucleus; U12-type spliceosomal complex
Molecular function (GO): zinc ion binding; nucleic acid binding
Source: RefSeq, a predicted model, not a curated record
AAUAUAGAUUUAUAGAAAUCGCAUAAACUAGCGCGAACUUAUAUAAUGAAUAUACAGUGACUCAAAUCCGUAAUCAUACUCCACAAUGCAGAUCCCUUUUCCCUUCUUUUGAAAGUCGAAAUCAAGCUUUCGGAAUAUUCUAUUUAGAUAAAAUUAUAGCGUCAUAUGAGAGUUAAAAGGUUUGCUGUCUGUUUUCAGAAUAAUGGUUUUUAUUUCUUCAAAAAUGGCUAAUGUAUGAAAAUUGACUCAAAUUCAUAAUCGUACGCUGGUUCAAAUCCAAUUGAAACAUUAGCACAUACAUUCGCCAUUUUUAGAGAAAUAAUAAACAUUAUUCUGAAAACAGCAAACCUUUUAACUCUCAUAUGACACUAUAAUUUUAUCUAAAUAGAACGUUCCGAAAGCUUGUUUUCGACUUUCAAAAGAAGGGAAAAGAGAUCUGUAUGGUGGAGUACGAUUACGGAUUUGAGUCACUGUAUUCCUAUUUUCGGUGAAUUUAUUCACCUGAAGUAGAACUGCCUCAAACUUUAGUGAUUUCUUACCAGCGUUUACAUAUGCCUGAAUUUAUUAUUAGAAGUCGUUUUAUCUACCUUGAAGAAGUGCAUCAUAUAUAAAGUGACCAGAUGGUCAAAGGUCUAACGCGGGACACAAAAAACAAAACAUUAUUUAUAUACGUUAUGUGAACAUAAAUCAUAGUUUAGAGAGUCUCAUUUAUUCGUGAAACUCUCAACAUGUGUCCUUGCAAUUAAACAUGAUCUGUAUUAUUUCUUUAUAAGUAUCUGCACUCAGUUGUGAUUUUGCGGUGGUUUAGAUUUUGUUUACGCCUGAAAAUCACUCACUCAGUCAGAGCAUUUAAAUGUGGCAAGCACGAUUCAAAUUCUAUAAUUCUCUUCCUAUUAUCGAAUGGAAUGCUCGAAAAUUCCAAUCCAUUUUUCAUCGAUUUUACCGUAUUGAAAAAAAUGCACUAAUUUCGGAUGGCGAUGAAAAAAAACUACAAAAGAUAAUUUAAUGGAACAAAUUUUCCUUAAAUCUAACGUAUAUUAAGCCUACAACAGAAAUGAUUCAAGGAUGUUGACUCGCAUCAACAGCAGCAGUGUCAAGCAAUUUGAUGAUUUUUUUUAAUACUGCCAGCUCCACCUCACAGCGAAGGAGUUGGACAUCCUGAGGCACUUUGUGUCCGCCAGAAUAGCCAAUCUAGUAAAUACAACAUCCUCUCCCUGCCGCUUCUUAAGCCGGGAGAUCGAAGCAACCGGCCAAAUGGUGAAGGAGAAUCUGGCCAAAAUGGACAUAUUUAUGCGAAAGCGUCAGACGAGACGCGUAGCAGGCAAUCACCCAGAAGGAGUAGCUUAAGGUACUGAUGAAAACUUCUUUCCGGUGAAAGAAGCGAAAGUUUUUUUUCAUUGGUGAAAAACUUCUUUUCGUACUUAUAAUGAAAGACAAGACGUACUUGAUGCUUGAAUUCAACGAAUGGCAGGGAGCCACAUACUUUACGUUCCCUAGGUAAGCGAUGGCGACGAAUAUAUCACCCACAUCAAGUUCUCGAAGAAGGUUAUUCUCUGACAAACGAGAAGGGAAUGUCCAAGCCGCUCUUCUUUCGAGUCAUAUGGUGAACUGGGAGAUAUACAGUAUGAAGUGCGCACCGGAAGUUGCGAAGGUGAUGUAGUCUUCAUACCGAACCUGGUAUCUGCCCAGUAUGUCAAAAGAUCACUGGAGGAUGGAUCGGCUGGAGAUAAACAUUGUCGCGAAGACCGCCAACCUUCCCAACAUCCCUCAGCUGCGACCGAUAGAAAACUUUUGGGCGAAUAGCCAAAAUGGAGAGACAGCCGACCACCAAAGCCACGAAAAGGCAAAAGAACACGCCAACAUACAUCUUUUCAUCGGCCAUGGUUGAGGUUCCGGCCAACUUCCACAAUUUUAAUAAAAUGGGCAAGAAAUAUUACUGUGAUUACUGUCACAAACAUAUUCAACGUGAUCCGAAUAUUGUUAGAAGGCACAACGAGGGAAUUCCACACGGGCGCAACAAGGCAGCAUACUACGAAAGGUUCAAAGAUACAAGCCAGGUAUUGCGGGAAAUAGCCACAAAGAAACCAUGUCGAACGUUGCUCACCUCCCAAGAAUGCUCAUUUGGAGCUGCAUGUCGUUACAGUCACUACCGGCCAGACGAAAUAGUGCAAAUUAAACAACGCGCUGCUUCGAUCGAAUACCAGAAGAGUAAACGAACUGAUGAGCUCGUUGGAAAGUUGAUUGCCACUGAGUCCACGGCCAAGAAAUUCGUCGACAAGCUUGCUGAGAAUCGCGCGAAAGAAUGCUCUGAGUGUAAACAAUUUUGGACAUAUCCUGAGGAAUUGAAGGAAAGAAAUGUGCCUCCAUCGUUGCAGGAAAUCGAUGUCUAUAAAAUCGACUUAGGCAAUUUUGCCCAAUGGGGGUGAAAGAAUAAUAUACAAACAAAAUUUCAUUGUAAAAUAUAUUACACAUCUAUAAAUUUUAAUUUAUAAUUCGAUCAUACACUACACUGAAA